AUGGGUCAGUCAGCCACACUGCCCAGUAGAAAAGGUGGCACCUACAUCACGGAGCUCUACGAAUGGUUCAGGAAGUUCAUGAAUGAGUGUCCGAGUGGUCUGAUCACCCUGCACGAGUUCAGGAGACACUUCUGCGACGGCACGGUGGGGGCAGAGUCAGCGGAGUAUGCAGAGCAGAUCUUCCGCACGCUGGACAACAAUGGGGAUGGUGUGGUUGACUUCAGGGAGUACGUGACUGCCAUCAGUAUGUUGACGGAGGGCUCGUCAGUGGAGAAGCUGCGAUGGUCUUUUAAGUUGUACGACAAAGACAAGGACGGAGCCAUUACAAGAGGAGAGAUGUUGGAGAUUAUGCAGGCUGUUUACAAGAUGAGCGUGGCAGCCUCCAUCACCAAGCCCAACCCCCUCACGGCAGAGGAGUGCACCAACAGGAUCUUUGUGCGCCUUGACAAAGACAACAAUGCUAUCAUCAGCAUGGAAGAGUUUAUUGAGGGUGCCCUGGGUGACGAGUGGAUCAGGGAGAUGCUGGAAUGUGACCCCAACACGGUGAAGGUGGAGAGGCCGCCCAAACGCUCUCUGCACGACCUACAUCCAGCUGCCACAGCACUGGAGGUCAUGCGCCGCCCCUCUGAAAGCAAUUAA
Engraulis encrasicolus (European anchovy) is the source of this 639-nucleotide messenger RNA. RefSeq lists its product as uncharacterized. The coding region runs from base 1 to 639 and encodes 212 amino acids. The transcript is spliced from 5 exons. Gene Ontology annotation, molecular function: calcium ion binding. The record is from RefSeq and is a predicted model, not a curated record. NCBI's taxonomy places the organism in Eukaryota, Metazoa, Chordata, Actinopteri, Clupeiformes, Engraulidae.